AUGUCCCUCAUGGCGUCUUCCGAGUCACUAGGUCAGGUUUCACCUAAACUACAAUACAAUCUUCAAGCUCCCAUUGGUAUGUGGCGGUGAUCUGCUGAUUCUCUAGGUCUUGUUCUCUUACUCAUCUCUUACUCCCGCUUGCGUACAACCCGCAUCGGAUUCAUCCGCAGCCCAAGGGCAAAAGGUGAGAUUUGUCUAAAGAAUCUAAUUAAAUAUCACAAGCAGGAAUUAGCUACAGCAAACUCUACUCAACGCAUGAUUGAGAACAUGACGAUGUCAAGCGCAGCAGCAUCGAGUAUCUGCAUCGAUUCAACCCCACACACAAUCUGGUUUGCCUACUGUUCUAGAACAGAGGUGAGAUGUGAGGUGCCCUACGUACGAGCGCAUGUGACGACACACAAGAGAGUAGUGGUGCUCACGGACCUCGUCUAAAAAGUGCAACCUGAUUAGUGCCUAGAUUGAAGAAUGGAUUUUUCUACUGAUCUAUUGAUAUAGAUGUUGGCUUCAACUAUGCGGGCAUCCAUUUCUUUGUUGUCACCCUGCCUGCGCUGGCGCGCGUGACAGGAGCAUGUCAUGGGAUUGAAGAGACGCAUCUAACCGAAUCGUGAGAACUACUGCACGCGAAGGCUACCCCAGGAGCGAAUCAGAAGGGGGAGGAACCAUCCAAGGCACAACUUGGAACAAAUUUCGGAAGGAGGUGGACCGAAUGCGUUUAUUCGUGCAAAUCGGUCGCGUCCCUCGUUUGUCUCUUACCCUCUGGCUCCGAACCUCUAAGGAAAAGUUGGAAUCUGUUCAAACCAGAUCUCAACCUGAUGAAACAGGUUGCGGGCCAAGGACAUCCAAAUUUAGAGGAGAAUACAAUUCUCAGAAUAUUUCAUGGCGAGAAACGCCAUGAGACCGCCAUUUCCGCCAAACCGCUAGGUUUGCAAUACGUAUGAGUGUAACAGAGAGAGAGAGAGAGAGAGAGAGAGAGAGAGAGAGAGAGAGAGCUACUGUUGCCUGCAUCCCCAGACACCGAUAGAUAGAUAGAGGCGAAAGCUCUCAUCGCAGCGACCCAGGUCGAUGAUGUGAAGCGAUCUACUCAAUAAUUCCCCCGCAGUUCGUACGACGAAUGCAUUCGAGGGCACAUUCGUUGACUCGCAAGACCCCGUCUUCCGAACGGAACGAUUAUUCUCGCAGGCGUUGAAACUGAUACCCAAUGGCUACUCGCCCCAAGCCCAGAUUUCCCAGUUAUCUCACCAGGGCCCCAAUCUUCGCCGACUUCUUGUUGCCCUAGAUUUCGAGCAUGUCGCAUGUAAAGCGAUGUCAACGCCAAUGACUGACCGAUCCACAUGGCCUCUAGACAGCCGAGUUAUGGCUGGCCUAGGCUCGGCCUAGCUCGGAUCUAAGCUAGCUUCGCCCCAGGCUUCACGACAACCUCAACGUCGUCAUCCCCAUUUCGCGCUCGCUCCAUGGCCUCGAUCCACAAUCUCCCACUCUUCCAAUGGAGCGCCAUUGCCGAAUGCAGCCUCCCACUGAUUCGCGAAUCAUGAAGCUCCCUCAUGUGAGGAAAAGAGUCAAAUGCACCCACCCGAGCCCCGGCGUCAUUAAGAGCGCGGGACCUCGGCGACAACAUGCUCCUGCGAUGCAUGCACGACCCGGGUCGCGGCUUCUUGCGCUCCCUUUCCCUUUGGCACGAGCUCGAGCUCGCCCUCGGCGCAAUGGACGCACAUGCCGAGCGACGAUACAGAUUUUGCGGUCACGAAACCCUCGCCUUCGCCUUCCAUCUUGUCGCCCUUCGGGCCUUUCCGUCCCUAUUCCUGCCUUCCUCCUCUUGCUUUUCCGCUUUCGAUUUUGCUUUUCCUUGAUAAAGGACGAAGAUGGGACACCCUUUCGAAUAAUGGCACUGAGGGGCUAGAAUGGAGCUACAACUCGAUUGCAUCAAGACGCCAAUCUCUAAUUCGCAUCGUACAUGUAAAGAAAAAAAGAUCUCCAUGCCAUGAACUUGGAAGGCAC
Marchantia polymorpha subsp. ruderalis is the source of this 1995-nucleotide messenger RNA. NCBI's taxonomy places the organism in Eukaryota, Viridiplantae, Streptophyta, Marchantiopsida, Marchantiales, Marchantiaceae. The record is from the annotation of a GenBank genome assembly.